AUCUGAUCUCACACUUCUUUCCCUGCUCACGUUUCUCAUCCUCUCGCGACAGUUCGUAUUAAAAGUUGAACAGUUUGGUCGUCGCGUGGCGAGUUCAGGAACAGAAGGAAGCCACGUCUCUCUGCGGUGCCUCUACACUUCCUCGGCUGCGUCUCCAAGACGAACGUAACGGUGCUCAUUUUGGGCGAGCUCGACUAUCAGUGACUCGACUCCGUUUGAGCAGAACGCAUCACAGUGAAAACGUUUCGAGCGCGUUACCUAGCUGGGUGUGAUGCACUGGUCCUGCAGAACUAACAUGAAGUUUCUCUGUAUCUUCUAGCUGUGCUUUAACGCAUAUGAAACCCCUCCUCUGCGUGUAUGUAUGUGUGUGUGCGUGUUUUUUCUACUUCUUCGACGUUUUGGGGCGCCUGAGCUCUUAAAAUGAUGUCCCUCUGUGACUUUUUGAAUUGUACGUGAAUGCUUUAAAAGCAAAAGAGAAAGCAGAGAGCUCGUCAGUCUCUCGGUUCUCUAACGGAGGAAAGGGAUUGUUGUGCUUUUUUGUGCUACCAGCAGCCUCCUCUAUGCCGCUUUAAUAGUCUCUGCGGUAGAAUUUUGAGAGCUCAGAAAAGAACAUCUGAACGUAUUGAACAAGAAGAAAAACAACAAGAAAAACAAGAAAAAAAGAAGAAGAAAACAAAAACAUGAAGAAGUUCCGGAAGGUGUUGGACGGUCUAACCACGUCGUCUCCGGCCAGUGCCGGAGGCUCUCCGUCGUGUGGCAGCGCUGCUGGAACUCCCACUGCAGCAGCGAAUCCGCGCGAGAUGGACAUCCACGAGACUCUCAUGGCGGAACACUUACACAUCUGUAAGACUGUGCGUCAUGGCUUUCCCUACCAGCCCACAGCUCUAACGUUCGACCCUGUGCAGAAGAUUUUGGCUAUCGGAUCUCGUACUGGAGGAGUUCGCAUUCUGGGACGGCCAGGAGUAGACUGCUACUGUCAGCAUGAGAGCGGAGCGGCUGUACUUCAACUGCAGUUCCUUAUCAAUGAGGGAGCUUUGGUCACAGCCUGUGCAGACGACACUCUGCACCUCUGGAACCUUCGGCAGAGACGUCCAGCAAUACUUCACUCGCUCAAAUUCAACAGAGAGCGGAUCACCUUUUGUCAUCUCCCGUUCCAGAGUAAAUGGCUUUACGUUGGAACGGAGCGGGGAAACACACACAUCGUCAACGUUGAGUCAUUUAUUUUGUCCGGAUACGUUAUUAUGUGGAACAAGGCCAUAGAACUAUCAACAAAGACACAUCCCGGGCCUGUUGUCCACCUGAGUGACAGCCCAAAGGACGAAGGGAAGCUGCUGAUUGGCUUUGAGAGCGGCACUAUAGUGAUGUGGGACCUGCGAGCCAAAAGAGCUGACUUCCGAAUUUACUAUGAUGAGGCGAUCCACUCUGUUAGUUGGCAUCAUGAAGGACGGCAGUUCAUGUGCAGUCACUCUGAUGGAAGUCUCACCAUGUGGAACCUGAGAAACACAGCCAAACCCUUCCAACUCACCUUCCCUCACGGUAAAUCUCAGAGAGACGGCAGGAAAGAAUCAUGUAAGCCGAUACUCAAGGUGGAGUACAAGACCUGCAGGAACAGUGAGCCUUUUGUCAUCUUCUCUGGAGGUUUAUCAUAUGAUAAAGCAGGCAGAAGGCCCACUCUGACUAUCAUGCAUGGCAAAGCAAUCACAGUGCUGGAAAUGGACCAUCCUAUAGUGGAGUUCCUUGUGCUCUGCGAGACACCUUAUCUCAAUGAAGUGCAGGAGCCAUACGCAGUGGUUGUGCUACUGGAAAAGGACUUCAUCGUGGUUGAUCUUACACAAAGCAAUUUCCCUAUUUUUGAGAACCCCUACCCCAUGGACAUCCACGAGUCUCCUGUUACAUGCACAGCUUAUUUUGCCGACUGUCCCCCCGACAUCAUCCCUGUGCUGUACUCCAUAGGAGCAAAACACAAAAAGACUGGCUACAGCCAUAAGGAGUGGCCGUUGAGCGGUGGCACAUGGACGCUUGGUUCUCAAACAUAUCCAGAGAUUAUUAUUACAGGACAUGCAGACGGAUCGAUAAAGUUUUGGGACGCCACAGCCAUCACACUGCAGAUGCUUUACAAGCUGAAGACAUCGAAGGUGUUUGAGAAGGCGAAGGGCAGUGAAGGGGGCCGGAGUGCAGAGCUGGUGGAAGAGGAUCCCUACGCAGUGCAGAUGGUCAGCUGGUGUCCCCAAAGCCGCAUCUUCUGUGUGGUGGGCAUCAGUGCCCAUGUCAUAUUGUACCGCUUCAGCAAACAUGAUGCCAACACCAUGAUCACGGCUUUGGAAGUGCGUCUUCAGUGUGACACGGAGGAUGUAAUUUCACCAUCAGACACAGAAAAUACAGUGUGUGUAACAGAUGUGGGCACUCACUCACCGCAGCCCCCCAGCCCGCGCAGUAACACUCCAGAUAGUGUGAGAGACAGCAUCCCCUGCCUAAAGGUAAAAGAUCGAAUGAUUUGGAUGCCCCCUGGUUACCAGGCCGAGCUUGUUAUCCAGUUGCUGUGGGUUGAUGGAGAGCCACCUCAGCAAAUCACCAGCCUGGAUUUAAACUCUGCCUAUGGCCUGUUAGCUCUAGGUAACUGUAAUGGUCUGGCAGUGGUGGAUUAUCUGCAGAAGACAGUGAUAGUGUGCAUGAGCACUCUGGAGCUGUAUGGCUCAGCUGACCCCUUCCAACGCCUCACACGUUCCCCUCGCAAGAACCGCCAGUCCACAUCAGACUUUUGCAUGCGUGGCCUGUCUAACUUUUAUUCAGAUUCAAAGAAACGGACCCGUACCUCCUACCAGAGCCUUACCGAACUUUCUGAUAACCAGGUAUCUUUGGACCUGGAAAGAAGCAAAUCACCCACCUCAGUGCCGUACCCCUCCUAUGUACACAACGAGCCUCGUGGCACGGUGGAGCCCGUGUCCAAUCUACGUACCAGCCAUUACAGUCCGGUCUUUUACCUGUUGGACAAUGUAAAGGGACCAGGCAGAAAGUUAAGUCUACCCACUGAUCUUAAGAGUGAUCUUGAUCAUGUGAAUGGACAUUGCACUAGUCCAACUUCGCAGCCAUGCGUGUCUGGGAGGCCCCGUGCUCCAGGGGCCCCUGAGGGGCCUCGUCUCACCCGCCGUGGGCCCGGACGACCGCCAUUCCGCAAGGCCCAGUCAGCCGCAUGCAUGGAGGUCUCUUUGCCUGUAUCCUCCCUCACCGAAGGUUAUCCGUCCAGACGGGCCAUGCUGCAGCAGUUGCAUGGUGUCAGUAUGUACUCACAUGAUGAACACCACGCCACCACCUACUCCUGGAGUGAGAGAGAGAGUCGGGAAAAUUCCUUCAGCCGAUCACGGAGUUCCAGCGUCUCCAGCAUAGACCGGGACACGAAGGAGGCUGUGACUACGCUGCAGUUUGCUGAGUCAUAUGGACACAAGUCAGAUGUACUGCCUACCCCAUGCCUAUGGGUGGGCACCAGCCUUGGCAUUUUUCUGCUACUGCCCUUGUCCAUUUCCACCGAUGAGCAGGAGAGGCUAGAGGAACCUGUCACAGUUACACCCACCAGCACUGUCUUAAUGCUGAAAGGUUCAGUCCUGCGUUUUGGUUUUCUGGACUGCACCGGUGCUUUGAUCCACAGUGCAUAUGAGGUGUGGAGAGAUCCUCAUGGCCCUGAGGACCCUGAUCGACCUCGCAGGAGGAAGUUGGUCAACUUUUCACCCUAUUCCUCACAGGAAGCCAGCAGCGAGGGCCACUUAGUUGUUGUGUGCUCUGAACGCCAAGCCAAGGUCUUCCUCAUGCCCUCGCAGGCCUGCCUGUAUGUGCACAACAUUACAGAGUCAUCAUUCGUGCUGCGUGCUGAUGUGGUGACCGUCUCCAACAGCGUGUGCCUGGCUUGUUUCUGUGCCAACGGACAUAUCAUGAUCCUCAGCCUGCCAAGUUUACGGCCCCUGUUGGAUGUACACUACCUGCCGCUAACAGACAUGCGCAUUGCUAGAACAUUCUGCUUCACCAAUGGUGGUCAGGCCCUCUACUUGAGCUCUCCAACAGAAAUACAGCGCAUUACCUACAGCCAGGAGAUGUCUGAUAAUUUACAGGAGAUGCUAGGGGAGCUUUUCACACCCAUCGAGACCCCUGAGGCACAGAACCGGGGCUUCCUGAAAGGAUUUUUCGGGGGCAACGCACAGACCUUUGACAGAGAAGAGCUUUUUGGUGAGGCAGCAGCAGGGAAGGCUUCUCGAAGUCUGGCCCAGCAUAUACCUGGCCAGGGCAGUGUGGAGGGCAUACGGGUAGCAGCCGGCGGGGCAGUGGGUGAUCUUGCCCGAGCUCGCGUUGCCCUGGAUGAGAGAGGACAGAGAUUAGGAGAACUGGAGGAGAGGACAGCUCUAAUGAUGUCCAGUGCUGAGACGUUCUCCAAACACGCUCAUGAGCUGAUGCUGAAAUGCAAAGACAAGAAGUGGUAUCAGUUUUAAUCGAGUUGGCCUGGAUGAAGGCUAAUUCCACUCGCCAACCACAAGAGGGCACUCCUCUGGAACAUGGACCUUCACUUUUUCGAGAGGUUGAGUGGUGCUUAGGGCUGUUCCUUCUCUCUGGGGCUAUGUAUACAGACUAUACUUCUUAAUCAGACUGGUUUGACAGACUGAAGACAAUAACUGAUGGACAGGUGCGAUUAGUGUUAACAUAGUGUUCCUCCCAUCAUAUGUUUGGAUUAGACCAUCCUUCAUUCAUGUACAGUGGCCAGGGUCUUCUUACGGGAGGAAAAUUGGCUUUUGGUCUGUAGAUAUAUAAAUUAUAAAUAAAUAAAGGAAAAAAAAAAACAAGACUGCAUGAAACAAAAAAUGGAUGACCUAUAAAAACAUUAAAACUGCCAUAUUCAAAAGCAGCAUGUUACUUUAAAAACAAAAGGAUAUAAAAGAAUGACAUACUUUUAUUUAAUAAUAUAAGCCAAUACCAGAAUCCUAUGACAAAAACUUUAUAUUUUUUGAAAUAGCGAUAAAAUAUAAAUAAAAAGGGAAACUGUAUACCUGUAUUGCUAUAAGGCCAAAAUUCUGUUUUUCUUUCUUUUCGAUAUAUUCCAUGAUACUUAUUUUCAAUAAUGUAUUAUUUGAACAGUUCCACCGCUCUGUCUUCAUAUCAGUUGUCCAUGCAACGUGUUCCACCCUUUUGUUCUGAUUACAGACAUGAAAAUCUAUUUAAAAAAACUUAAACACUACAGAACAGACAAAGUGCUACUCACAAACAUUCUUCAAACAUUCUAACACAUGCACUUUCAUGUUACACCACUUUUUUAAAACAAUCCAGUGUUUAUGAAGUAGCUGCUAACACACAUAACCGUCCCUCAAAAUAAGCUUUACUACUUAAUCAAGUUACUUCACCCUCUCCUAGAAAUGUAUGAUGUGGUUUUAGAUGUAUAAGCGAGAAGUAAGCUGUACUGGGCAAUACGUGCUAUGAGUGUAUCUGUGUGGUCUUACUUGAGUGUGUUUCUAUUCAUAAAGCCAAUGUAAUAAUUCAUGUGCCAUAUUCUAGAUGGGUGAAGUAUCUUUCCUGUAAACUAGCGAUGAACUUAUUCUGUCCGUGGUUGAUAUUUUAAGCCGUUACUUGUCAACGAAACUCCUUCGAAGAGUUCUUCUGAUCAUUUGUGUCUGUUUAAGUACAAGACAGUUUCAGAUGUUUGUUCAUUUUAAUUGUGUGGGGUUCAACUUAUAAUUUUCAGCUUGACCUUUUUGGGUCUUUUUUUCUUUUUGGUUUUCUGGACUUUUCUGCUGCCUUGGGUCACAUGUAAUAAAGUCUGGCUUGUCAUGGCAAAUCCAUGAUCGACAGUUUGAAGUUAGAGGAUUGUUUAUUUGUAGCUUCUGAUCUGAAUCAAUAUAAAGUGGCUGAGAGUGAGCCAUUGGGAUACUACAUUACAUGAAUAUCUGUGUUCUUUGAACAGUAUCUUUUAAAUAUAUGUAUGGAGUGUUAUACAGUAUGGAGCAUAAAGAACCUUGCACGAAUUCUGCUCACUGAUAUUAGCCUACAUGUGAGCAAAAUCAUUCUGAAACUUAUUUUAAAUUUAGAAAUCAUGUGUAUUUGGUUUAAUGCUUCUGUUGGCCUAUUGUGCUUAUUGUGUUAACAUUUGGUUAUACUUUUAUUAUGGUUCCAGUAGGUUCCUAUGGUUCCCCAUCCCAUCUCUCUCCAUGUCUUCUGCACUUCCAUUCUGUAUAUAAAAUGGCCAAAGCAUUCAUACAUAUGCUAUGUCCGAGUCAAAAUCAGAUCUAAACAAAAACCAGUAGGACAACGAGUUCAUCUCUGCCAAAGCUGUACACAAAGCAAAACCUGUUGUAAAAAUACUUAAGGACAGUUGAAAAAAAAAAAAAAUGCUAGCAUGGCUAAGAAAUUUAUCAAGGGCAUGAAAGCCAGCAGUUAGGCUUAACUAUCCCUUUAAAAGUUUUUCAAUAUUGGAGUGAACGACUCCAAGCUUAAUAAUAUAUAUACAUUAAUAAUAAUAAUGUAUAAUACAUUAAUGUUAACCUUGUAAACCCACAUGCCCAUGAUAAUAGCCAUGUCACUCUGCACAACCAUUACCACUAAGACUGUCCAUCAUUUCCAGGCUAAAAUAAAGUGCAUAUAUCUGAUAAAGAAUUCUGUUGGUCAGAAUUCUCAAUCGUUAACAUGUUUGUUUUUAACAGCAAAAAAAAAUUACAGGGUGUUAUGUUUCUAUGUUCUCAGCUUUUAUACUAAAAUGUACAGUUGAACCUGAAGAGAGUUGGGAGAAAUGUCAUCCAAUGAACUCAUGCGAUUUCUUCUGUAAAUGUUUUACCUGUUGAAAGAUGGUACUGCGUCUAAAAUUCUGAAUGUAGUUCUGUAGUCCCUCCUCUGUCCCAAACACUGAACCGCUCUUCUCUGCAGGGAACGCGGUGCCGUCCGUCUUGUUUAAAUGGAUACUACCACUUUUCUGUUCUUAUCGAUAUAACAGUAGUAUUAUAGAGGUUACUGGAAUAAAAAAAAAUCAUGAAACAUAUGUUGAUGCUAAUCAAAUUGAAAUAAACAUGGAUUGAUGUACUCAUGGCAAUGUGAGAAUUGUUUCUCACAAAAUAUGUUUUGUUUAAAUGAAAAAUCUAAUUAAAUAUGGAAAAUUUGUGUCA
Tachysurus vachellii is the source of this 7127-nucleotide messenger RNA. RefSeq names its product syntaxin binding protein 5L (gene stxbp5l). Bases 681 to 4475 code for a protein of 1264 amino acids. Gene Ontology annotation, molecular function: myosin II binding; GTPase activator activity; syntaxin binding. Gene Ontology annotation, cellular component: plasma membrane; SNARE complex; cytoplasm. Gene Ontology annotation, biological process: regulation of exocytosis; regulation of protein secretion. Lineage: Eukaryota; Metazoa; Chordata; Actinopteri; Siluriformes; Bagridae. The record is from RefSeq and is a predicted model, not a curated record. The transcript is spliced from 30 exons.